AUGCAGCAAAAGGACUGGUCAAAGACGAAGGUCCACACCGGCUGGAAGUACGCCAUGGCAUUCCCUAGGCUUCCCGCCAAAGCGGCAUAUAUUCACCUGAACAACCCAAAGAAGCGCAAUGCACUCAGCCUGUCCGUCCUGCAGGACCUCCGCACGCAGCUCCAUCGCCACCUCACCUCGCCGAGGACAGGCCGCCUGCUGCUUCUGCCAUCCUUCAACCCACACACGAUCAAGCUCCUCAGAUCCCACAACGAUGCCAACAGCGACAACAGCGACAGCCCGUCCAAGUGGCUGACCGACAGCGCAGCCUGGCGCCGCGACCGCGAGGGCCUGCCCAACGUGCUCGUCCUCCGCAGCGAGGGCCCCGCCUUCAGCGCAGGCCACGACCUCGUGGAGCUGCAGCGCGCAUCCGACGACGAGGUGAAGAAGACAUUUGCGCUCUGCGCCGAGGUCAUGAUGCUCAUCCGCCGGUCCCCGGCCCCCGUCGUCUGCCCCGUCCAGGGCCUCGCCACCGCCGCGGGCUUCCAGCUCGCCAUGACCGCCGACUACCCCAUCGCGCUGGGGAGCACCAUGUUCCAGCUCCCCGGGAUGCGCAUCGGCCUGCCCUGCACCAGCCCCGCGACUGCGGUCUCCCGGCGCCUGCCCGCGGCCCUGGCAUACCGCCUGUUCGCCACGGGGGAGAGCAUAUCCGCCGGGGAGCUGGGCGCCGGCGUGCUGGAUGUCGUCCCCGUGCCUGAGCACGCCGAGUCCACCGACACGGCCGCGGUUGCGUUUGAGGCCAGGGUGGAGGCGGUGGUGAGCAGGCUGGCGGAGGAGACUGCGGGCCAGCCGCAGGCUUUCGGGAAGUGGGCUUACUGGGCGCAGUUGGCGGUUGACAACCGGGAUGAGGGAGACUUUAUGGACGAUUACGAGGCUGCCUCGCGCUGGGCGGGGGGCGUUAUGGCAAUGCACGCGCAGAGUGAGGAUGCCAAUGAGGGCAUAAACGCUUGGAAGGAGAAAAGAAAGCCUGAAUGGAAGACAUGA
Molecule: messenger RNA, 1023 nt
Organism: Diaporthe citri
Lineage: Eukaryota; Fungi; Ascomycota; Sordariomycetes; Diaporthales; Diaporthaceae
Exons: 1
Coding region: 1-1023 (340 amino acids)
Cellular component (GO): mitochondrion
Molecular function (GO): hydro-lyase activity
Source: RefSeq, a predicted model, not a curated record